AUGGAUGACGAAACCAACGAAAAACGGCAAGACAACGAAUUAACCGCAUUACAGGCUAUAUACGGAGAUGCUGUAGUAGAUAACAGGGAACCUGUGGUAUGGAAAAUAUGGAGGCCACUGGAUCUACUAUUGACACUUCAUCCAUUACACAAUUCAGACAUAAAAGGAGUUCACUGUUCUAUUACACUACAUAUCAAAUGCUGCCCCAAUUAUCCUAAUAAACCACCCGACUUAGCAAUUCAUAAACUGCGUGGAAUUUCCAUUGAGAAUGGAGCGAAACUACUCGAGGAAUUAUAUAAGUUGGCCAUGGAUCAAUUGGGUGAAGUCUGUAUCUUUCAAAUUGCGCAACACACUCAGCAAUUUCUCCACGAGCACAAUAAGCCAAUACUUUCUUUUUACGAACAGAUGGUAAAGGAGAAAACUGAACAGGAGCAAUUAAAACUUCACGAUUUGAAAGUGAAAGAAAAUGAAGAGCGUCAAAAAAUGAAAGAUGAAAUACAAAAACGACAAGAAAUCCUGCGUUCCGCGGGCAGGCAACGCUCACAUAGAUCCAGUAUUAGCCAGGAGACGGAUAGUUUGGAUGGAAAAGGAGAUGGAGAAGAUGCUACAGAUCUCGUGUAUUAUGCUGACGAUAAUAUGUCACCAGCCAAGAAGGCAACCGGAGCUCGCCCAGUCGAUGUUCCCUGUACGUGUAAAAAUAAAGGGCUCAGAAUAAUAAGGAUCAAUCAUAAAAACCAUAAAAAAGUUUAUAUUGGAAAUUGUUUAGGUCAUUCAUCAAACGGCUCAACAACUUACCUGGCGAUAGACGACGAAGGUGAACGCCUAGUUGCCAAAAAGUGGAUUGUUUCUACUAUUUCUGACUUCCAAACUCGAAAUCGACAGCUGAAUUCCAUACAAAACGACCUCAAAACCAUGUCCCGACUGAAACACCAUAGUCUAAUCCCAUAUAUUGCCAUGGAAACAUGUAAAGAAACAUCAAAACGGACUACAAAACAAUGUAUUUUCUUAUUCAGGAAAUUUGUUCUUGGAACUUCACUGAAAUAUGUCAAAAAGAGGUUGUUCGGUAACAACGAGCAGUAUGAAUGUUUAAAAUUAAUUAGGCAUGUGGGAUUAGGAGUGUUAUCAGCAUUAAAAGAGUUGCACUGUGUAGGGUUGGUGCAUAGGGAUGUGAGGGUUGAGAAUGUUUACCUGGAUGACUUUAGCAGUGUCAAGCUUGUAGGAAUCGAUCUUGAUAUGACGCUCGCAGAGAUGCUGGAUGAGGAGUCGUUAAGUGACAGGCAAACUUCUGCUCAAGACAUAUACGCCACAGGCCAAAUGCUUCUAUCCAUCUUGUCACAAGAUCAAACAUGUACAGAUGUACCUACAGAUCUGCCCAGCAUCGCAAAGGACUUUUUCGCUAGGUGCCUUACUGAAGACGAAGACAGUCAGUGGACGGCUGAGCAGCUCAUUAAUCACUCCUUUCUUGUCGAUGCUCCCGACAAGCUGGUUGAUUAUAAAGAGAAGGAUGAAAACGGCAGUGGCUCAGACGAAGACGACGCCGUUAAGAAGAUGUCCCAGACCAGUCCAGUGACGAAUGGUCAUUCGCGCUUAAAUGUUGAAUUUGAAGUUCUCACCUGGCUGGGGAAAGGGGCUUUCGGCGACGUCUUAAAGGUCAAGAAUAAAUUGGACGGAGGUUUCUAUGCGAUUAAGCGCAUCAAGCUUAAUCCUGAGAGCGUCCAGCUAAACAAGAAGAUUACAAGGGAAGUCAAGCUCUUAUCCAGACUCAACCACGAAAAUGUAGUAAGGUAUUACAACGCAUGGAUCGAGUCUACGAUAGAACAGGAAGAAGUCGACAACAGUGUGGAAAGUAAAACACCCGAUGUCAAACCGCCAGCGGAAAGUCUUGAAGGGGUCAUUGCAAAAUUGGGCCAAGAAGUGAAAGUGGAAUGGUCCAUGUCAGAGGGACCAGUUCAGAAGACCAAUUCGACGUCUGACAGCGAGGACAGUGAUGAAGACGACGAGAGAGACCCUUGGUUUAAUAUGAUUAAACCCGAAGACGAAUCAAGCUGCGGUAUACAGUUCGAAGUAGACUCUAACCAGUCACAGACUAUACCCUCAGAAGAUGUAGUGGAUGCACCUGUGGCCACCACUAGUUCUGAGAGGGUACAAAAAGUGCUUUACAUACAAAUGGAGUUCUGCGAGAAACACACGCUGCGGCAGGCCAUCGAUAACGGCCUGUAUCGAGAGAAUUACAGAGCUUGGAGGUUGUUUAGAGAGAUAGUAGAAGGUCUAGCUCACGUUCACCAGAGAGGCAUGAUACAUCGAGACUUAAAGCCGGUCAACAUAUUCUUGGACUCAAACGAUCACGUUAAAAUUGGGGACUUUGGACUUGCGACUAAAGUGUUUACUGCGCCGCCUUCAGCUGAUGAAAAGACUAAACAAGAGGAACUGCGAGGUUCACUGACUGGCCAGAUCGGCACAGCCCUAUACGUAGCUCCUGAAUUACUGCAAGCUACUACCAAAGUGAUAUACAACCAAAAAGUAGAUAUUUAUUCUUUGGGGAUUAUUCUCUUCGAGAUGUUCCACCCCCCACUGGAUACAGGGAUGGAACGGAUGCUGUUGCUCACGGAUUUGAGAAGUAAGGAGAUUACUUUGCCGAAAGGUUUCGAGAAGGAGGAUAAUGAGAAGCAAAUACAUGUUAUCAGGUGGCUGCUGAACCACGAGCCGUCCCUGCGGCCGACGUGCGCGGAGCUGCUGGCGAGCCGCCACGUGCCGCGCGCGCUGGGCGAGGGCGCGCUGGCGGGGCUGCUGCGCCACGCGCUCAGCGAGCGCGCCGCCCGGCCCUACGCGCGCCUCGUGGCCGCCUGCCUGGACCAGCGCCCGCCGCCCGCCGAGGACCUCACCUACCACAACGACAUGGCGCCCGGGCCCUCCGACCUGCACCGCGCGCUCAGCGACGUAGUGCUUAAGGUAUUCCGAAGUCAUGGAGCAAAAGAAUUCUCUCCCCCACUACUGAUACCACGCGCCAGGAGGUGGGACCAAUACCCCAACGCGGUAAAGGUGAUGACUGCCUCAGGGUCCGUGUGUCAUCUGCCCCAUGAUUUGAGAUUACCGUUUGCAAGGCACACAGCGUACUCGGGGAUAAAAUAUAUGCGUCGAUAUAUCGUAGAUCGAGUGUACAGAGAGAAGCAUGUCAAAGGGUUUCAUCCAAGAGAGAUGAUUGAAUGCGCUUUCGACAUCGUCACACCUAAAACUGACUCCCUGUGGUCGGACGCGGAGCUCCUAGUCGUGGCAAGCAGAGCUGCAAUGGAAAGCAAUCUCAAAGUAACCAUACAAUUGAACCAUACGGAACUGUUGAAGACUUUACUGGUGACGUGCGGAGUACCGAUGGACAAACACAUGGAAAUGUACCACGUAUUAGUCGAUGCCAGCUUUGGUCGCAUAACCAGUCUCCAGCUCCAAACACAUUUGACUUCCCUGUGCGUCUCAGACCACGACGUGUCCAAUCUGCUGAUACUGUUGGAGGCUGACGUGGGGGUGGCAGAGGUCAGGGAGCUCGUCACCCCGCUGAUAAAACAAGCCAAGUGGACUAAAGUGGUGUCGCAUUAUGUUACGAGUUUGGAAGUGCUGUCUAGGAAUGCGAAAGCUUUAGGAUGUGAGUGUCCCAUGACAGUGGCGCCAUUCUUAGCAUACAAUGCGACACAGCACAGCGGCAUAUUCUGGCAAAUGUCAGUGGUGAGGAACACGGAAAACAGACGUUCAACUAAACACAGAGCUGGAGACAUUAUUGCUGCUGGUGGAAGAUAUGACAUUUUAGUCGAAGAAUUCUGGAAGGUAGCCCAAACGGAGAAAGAAGAAAACAGCGAACUACAAACUUGCUCUGUCGGCUUCUCUAUGUCAUUGGAACGAAUGGCAGCAAUAUUGAAAAAGACUGAUCAAGAUGCACCACAGCCUGUAAAAAGUAUAAAGGCGGCCCUGAUCUGCGUGUGCGUGUGGGGCGCGGCGGGCAGCGGGCGCGAGGGGCAGGCGGCGGCGCGGCGCGCGGCGCUGUGCCGCGACCUGUGGGCGGCCGGGCACGUGUGCUUCACCUGGGCCGCCUCCGCCGCCGACGUGCACGACGCCACCAGGGCCGACAUCGUGCUGCGCGACGACGACAAGGGCGUUCUCGUCUUUUGUCGGGAGGGACUCGGAUUCAGAGAAUACAAGAUGCCAUAUGUUGAUGUGGUGGAUUUCAUCAAACAACAGCCCCUUUAUAAUGAUACGUUAAGAAAUUCGGAAAAUUCCAGCAGCCGGGCAAUGAGUUGGUCAGAAUGCGAAAAGUCGAACAGUUGUAUGACUUCGGUUACCUUCAUAACGGCCAGUGAACGGAUGACGAAAAACACGAAGAGACAAUGUGAGAAUCAGAUCAACACCCAAAUAACCACAAUACUAGUGAACCUGGGUAUGCAGUCAAUGCUGAGUCGAGUGCGAGUGAACGUGCUAGCGUUGUCGUGCGAAGCCGCCUGCGUCAGGAUGUUAGCCGGGACUUUGACCGCGCCAAUUGACCACGACGAGCUGGACAGGGCGUUCAAACCUGUGUAUGAUGCAUUCCCUAAGCGCCACAACAUUCUCGACGACGCUCAUCAAGAACUUUCAAGUUUAGCCAAACAAUGCAACCAAAAUCGUUCCACAGAAGAAGUUCUACUAUACGCUCUAUACUCUAUACCAGACUCCUUGUGUCGACUUAUCACAUGA
This is a messenger RNA of Arctia plantaginis, 4713 nucleotides long. The record is from the annotation of a GenBank genome assembly. NCBI's taxonomy places the organism in Eukaryota, Metazoa, Arthropoda, Insecta, Lepidoptera, Erebidae.